AUGGCUCCGCCGCCUCCGGUGGAACACAACGCCGACUCCACCACCACCGCCUCAGAGUCUCAGGGGAGAUCCAUUCCCACGCCGUUUCUCACCAAAACCUUUCAACUCGUCGACGAUCAAUCCAUCGACGAUGUUAUCUCCUGGAACGACGACGGAUCAACGUUCAUUGUUUGGAACCCUACCGUCUUCGCCAGAGACUUGCUUCCUAAAUAUUUUAAACACAACAAUUUCUCCAGCUUCGUUCGCCAACUCAACACUUACGGAUUCAGGAAGGUUGUUCCUGAUCGGUGGGAAUUCUCGAACGAGUAUUUCCGCCGAGGCAAAAAGCAGCUUCUGUGCGAAAUUCAACGGCGGAAGAUCUCGUCGCCAGCGCAGUCUCCGACAGCGCCGGCGACAGUAGCUGUGCCGUCGCCGAUGCCGUUGACUGCGGUUCCGAUCAUAUCACCGUCGAGCUCCGGCGAGGAACAGGUGUUAUCGUCGAACUCGUCGCCGUCGCUCGUGCCGGCGGAGCUCCUCGACGAGAACGAGAGGCUGAGGAAAGAGAACAUUCAGUUAACGAAAGAUCUCGCGGAGAUGAGAUCGCUCUGCAAUAAUAUCUAUACUCUCAUGUCAAAUUACGCAAACGCCAACGGCAGAGGCAGCGGUAGCGACAACGCGAACGGAAAUGUUAACGGGAUCAGAAGUUAUCAAACGGACGGCGGUGCCGGUGGCGUGCAGGGAAGUCGGGAGUCCGACAUGAGGACGGUGAAGCCGCUCAAUUUAUUGCCCUCGAAACGGAGCUCCGGCGAGUGCACGGCGGAGAUGAAUCCAAAAUUGUUUGGCGUGGCGAUUGGAGCUAAGCGCGCGAGGGAGGGUGGAGGAAGCGGUGGGGAUUGUAGAGGAGGUAUAGAAGAGGAUGAUACACGGUUGCGUCUGCAUCACCCUGGUCCUGCGGAUGUAAAACCUGAGCCGUUGGAUUGCCAGAACCACCGGGAGAAUCAAGAAACACCGUGGUUGAGUCAGUGUCACAUGGCAAAUCAGAAGGUGUGUAACUGA
This is a messenger RNA of Sphenostylis stenocarpa, 1035 nucleotides long. The record is from the annotation of a GenBank genome assembly. Lineage: Eukaryota; Viridiplantae; Streptophyta; Magnoliopsida; Fabales; Fabaceae.